Messenger RNA from Topomyia yanbarensis, 1458 nucleotides. RefSeq lists its product as uncharacterized. Bases 307 to 1122 code for a protein of 271 amino acids. Gene Ontology annotation, molecular function: zinc ion binding; mRNA binding. Lineage: Eukaryota; Metazoa; Arthropoda; Insecta; Diptera; Culicidae. Gene Ontology annotation, cellular component: perinuclear region of cytoplasm. The record is from RefSeq and is a predicted model, not a curated record. The transcript has 3 exons. Gene Ontology annotation, biological process: oogenesis; negative regulation of translation.
UAGUCGUUCAACUCUGUUCAACUGGCAACUUUGCUUGGAUUCUGGAAAUCCUGUUGAGUCCUGAUCGGCUAAGUCCUGAUGAUCAUUUUCAACUGUUUUUGUCGGAAGUUUGAUUUUUUAAUAACAUAUUAAAUCUUACGGUUAUAUUUCUGGUGCUAGUAACACAAAAAGAAACGACUCCGACCACGACAAUCGGAUGCGUUAAAGUCGGCUAAUGGUGUGAUGUACAGAACAAUAGAUGAGGCUUGAUUGACCUUCAAUAAAGCGGAAAGUGAUUCACCGAAUACACUAGAGACUUUCUAAAACAUGCUCCCAACUCAUCUGUUUAAUGAUCCGGAUGUCCUGCAUGAGGCAAACGGCAGCAACGCAUCGUAUAUGUGCUAUACCGGAAUGGAAUCGUUUAAUAGUAACGAUUCCAUCGAUAACGAACAUCCAUUGGCGCUGAUGUAUCCUUACUUUGGAUAUUCAUCCUUCAGCUCAAGGAAGUUUGAGUUCAACGUCAGCGAACUCACAUCUUCCAUGCAAGGGUUCUCUAUCGACGUUGCUGGAAUAGAGCGGGAGCUAAGGACAUCAGGGAAAAGAGACACGGAUCUGAUUCGGCAAGAUUUCAUUCGGAAUGGAAUUGAAUCUUCCAUUAGUGAGAGAGGAAUUUUGUGUACACGCCAUCAAGCCGGGUUCGGCACUAAUUCACUCUGGCCGAAAGAUACAUCCAUCGGCAUGAACAAUCAAUCCUUUUCGGCAUGCCCAACAGUUGAUGAUGCUGAAGAACAGCUGAGAGCGUUCGACAGCACGCAUAAACAAUCAAGACGCCGUCGCGUUCAGAAGGAGAACGAUUUUUGCGUCUUCUGCUACAACAACCAUGAAGCUGAAGAGACGUACUUAGGACAUACGUGCCGAGAUGUGAACGGAUUGGUCAUGUGCCCUAGGUUGAUGAAAUACGUUUGUCCCUAUUGCAAAGCAACGGGGAUUCACGCGCACACGAAAAAAUAUUGUCCAAAGAAACCGAUCAUCACACCGGCCGACUUGGAGAAGAUGGUCCUGGAUAAAGGACUACAGCCGAAGGAGCGAGCUGGGCACGACAAAGCAGCCGUUACCCGUGACAAAAAGGUGUUACGUUUUUAAUGUGUGUGUAAACGUUCGUUCGUUUACUCAAAUGGUGUUUUUGAUUAUUUUUAUGGAUUUUUUUCUUGACUAUGAUGAUUUUUUGAAAAACUUUCGAUGUUGAUCGAAAUCGAAUUUUGAUUAGUAUUUUGUUACGUUUCAUGAUUAUAUUCUCGAUAAAUUGUACUGAUUAAGUAUAAAGUGAUUGGAGAAAGCUCGAACUACGCUUAUACAAGCAGUUUUCAUGUGCAAACUAUGUUCAAUAGUUUAGAAUGUUGUCAAAAUCUGGGUCGGAACGAGGCCUUUAUUUUAUUUGCCAAAUAAAACCAUGUAUUCGCUAAUAAGCGAUCGAACAUA